Pocillopora meandrina is the source of this 918-nucleotide messenger RNA. NCBI's taxonomy places the organism in Eukaryota, Metazoa, Cnidaria, Anthozoa, Scleractinia, Pocilloporidae. The record is from the annotation of a GenBank genome assembly.
AUGGUAGGGUGUUCUGCAGUGGUCAAAAGGUUACCUGCACAUUUGCAAACUGUUCAUGGUUUCAGUCCAAAGUCAUCAAAGUACAAGGCCUUGUUAAGUAAAGCUCUUCCACAACCCAAAAGGCCCUAUUCAGUUCAGAUGAUUGAAAAGAGAGCUGCUGCUAUCAAGAGAAUUGAAACUGAACCACCUAUGCCUGAUAUACCUGUAGUGGAUACUGUGAGAAAUGAUGAAGAUGAAGAAAUGGACUUGGAAGAUUUUGAACAAACUGAGACUUCAACCACAUGUGAUGUGAUUUUAAUUGAAGAUGAUGUGGAUAGCAGCAAGAGUCCUGACCCUGAAGUGUUAGUCACGCUUGCCAAUUGGUUACAAUCGCCGGAUGGAGGUAAAAAAGAUGAGAAAACAGCAAAACAACAUGUGUCACAGAUAAAAAACAUUUUAUCUCUGAUUGAUGCUGAAAGAAGGGUAAUGUCGCUUUUCGAUUGCUCCCUACUGAAUGACAAAUUCGUAAAGUAUGCGGAACAGAAGUACGUCCCUCAAACAAUCAAAUCGUACUUCAUGAGCCUGCGUCAUUUCUACAGCUAUGUUUUAGCAGAAAAGCCAGUAAUUGAUGCCACAACCGAGCUGGUUACUCAGAUGAUAGAAAAGGUAAAGAGAUGGUCUUCUUCCUACAAGAGAUCUAGCCAGAAAAGAAAGUGGGAAAAGAUGGAAGAAGACAGGGUUGAACUUGUUACACCUGAAAAAAUCCAGCAGUUUGAAAGAAGUCAGACUGGCAGGGAUGCUGUCAUUUUGCUGGGAAAAUUGAGUGGAGCACACAGUAUUGAGAUCACCCAAAGUCACUAUACUCUUCUGAGGGACUUUUUCUUCUCGUGCAAAUUUCGAUCGACAAUGCAAACCGGGCAGGAGUGCUGUCAAACAUGA